This is a messenger RNA of Phytophthora infestans T30-4, 645 nucleotides long. RefSeq lists its product as uncharacterized. Gene Ontology annotation, cellular component: extracellular region. The coding region runs from base 1 to 645 and encodes 214 amino acids. Gene Ontology annotation, molecular function: cellulose binding. The record is from RefSeq and is a predicted model, not a curated record. NCBI's taxonomy places the organism in Eukaryota, Oomycota, Peronosporomycetes, Peronosporales, Peronosporaceae. Gene Ontology annotation, biological process: carbohydrate metabolic process. The transcript has a single exon.
AUGAAGUUAUUAGUGCUAAUAGCUGCUGCACUGUUGAGUUUGGCCGCCGCCCCCGUCGCGGAUGCUUCGCUGCACCUGCGUGUUCACAUUCUGACCGAAAAAGCGGGACUUUACCAGCAGUGCGAGUGGGAGAACAAAGCCGUCAAGUGCGAAGCUGGCAUGUUCUGCCAGAUGAAGGAGAAACACUUUGGCUGGUGCAUGAAAAAGAGCCCGGGACUAAACGACCAGUGCGGCGGCAAGAGUACCGACGGACCGUGGGCUGUGCCCUGCAGUGACAGCAAUCUUAAGUGCGUGCUCAUCUCGGACCAGUACAGCAAGUGUCAGAAGAAGACCGACCGCGAGAAGGUGAAAAUGCCCAACCACCACAAGGGCGCGGGCGUUGAGGAGGAGAAAGUGGCGCUCAACGAGCGCUGCAAAUUCGAGAACGGCACCAAGGGCUGUGCUUCUGGACUACAGUGUGUUGAGGACAGCGACUGGACUGGCAUGUGCAUGAAGAAGGAGGCAAAUGUCUACGACCAGUGUGCUGGCCAGGAAAUACGUGGCCUUUGGAAGGCGAUGUGCCCUAAGGGUGCACUCUGCCGCGAGUCCGACACAUUCUACAGCCAGUGUCUGCCCGAGGCUGUGUCCAAGGCCAUGGACGCGUAA